This is a messenger RNA of Suillus discolor, 1645 nucleotides long. Its product is annotated as P-loop containing nucleoside triphosphate hydrolase protein. The record is from RefSeq and is a predicted model, not a curated record. Gene Ontology annotation, cellular component: cytoplasmic stress granule; nucleus. The coding region runs from base 1 to 1413 and encodes 470 amino acids. Gene Ontology annotation, molecular function: ATP binding; RNA binding; RNA helicase activity. The transcript is spliced from 11 exons. Gene Ontology annotation, biological process: poly(A)+ mRNA export from nucleus. NCBI's taxonomy places the organism in Eukaryota, Fungi, Basidiomycota, Agaricomycetes, Boletales, Suillaceae.
AUGGAGAAGGACGCAGACGGGUUUUAUGAUACCCCGAAACUGGAAGCUUCUGCGCCACUUGCACAGGCUGAAAGCAAGGGUACGAAGGAGGAAGAACAGCCUGAGCCUAUUCCAUCUUCAAGUUCUAGAACCGACUUGAUUUCGUCGACAUUCGAGGUCACGGUCACACUUGCAGACCAGCAGGCCGACCCGAAUUCCCCUUUAUUUAGCGCCAAGACAUUUGAGGAGCUUGGACUCCAUCAAGAUUUAUUGAAGGGUCUCUAUGAUCUUGGUUUCUCGAAGCCAUCGAAGAUCCAAGAGCGUGCACUGCCGUUAUUGCUUGCAAAUCCUCCUCAGAACAUGAUCGGACAAUCGCAAUCUGGCACAGGCAAAACUGCCGCAUUUGUGCUUACCAUGCUGAGUCGUGUAGAUUUCUCCAAGAACAAGACACAGGCACUAUGUCUAGCUCCUUCACGAGAACUUGCACGUCAGAUUAUGAGUGUUGUCGUUGCUAUGGGAAAAUUUACUCCAGUUCAAACGGAAUACGCAAUAAAGGAUAACCUUCCCAAGGGUACAUCACGGAUAACUGCACAUAUUGUCGUCGGGACUCCGGGAACAAUGACAGAUCUUUUAAGACGAAAGGUCAUCGAUACAUCUGAAGUCAAGGUGUUCGUUCUCGAUGAAGCAGAUAACAUGCUUGAUCAGGAUGGACUCGGUGACCAAACACUGCGGGUAAAGAACCUCAUUCCCCGAACAGGCGUUCAAAUUAUCCUAUUUUCGGCAACAUUCCCCGAUCACGUCCGCAAUUUCGCUAGUAAAUUUGCUCCCAGUGCGAACAAGAUCGAGCUUCAGAGGGAGGAACUCUCUGUGGAAGGCAUCCGGCAAUUUUACAUGGAUUGUAGAAAUGAAGAACACAAAUACGAUAUCCUCGUGUCCCUGUACCAGCUUUUGACGAUCGGUCAGAGUAUCAUCUUCUGCCAGCAUCGCCAUACAGCAGAUAGAAUAUCACAACGCAUGUCAGCCGAGGGUCACAAAGUGGCAUCACUGCAUGGUGCCAAGGACGCCGCAGAACGUGACGCUAUUAUUGACAACUUCCGUGAAGGACGGGACAAAGUUCUUAUCACGACAAAUGUCAUCGCACGUGGCAUCGACAUCAUGCAGGUCAACAUGGUAGUGAAUUACGACCUGCCAUUGAUGAAUGAGCGUGGAAAUCAACACUCCCAUGACGCAAGACCCGACGUUGAGACGUACAUCCACCGUAUUGGCCGCACUGGUCGCUUCGGGCGCAAGGGUAUCUCAAUAAAUUUUGUCCAUGACCGCCAGACCUGGUCACAGAUGGAGGAGAUUGAAAAGACACUGGGCAAGAAGAUUAUCCGAAUAGAGACCAACGAUCUGGAGGAGAUGGAAGAGAAAAUGAAGAAGGCGUUGAAGUAAUCUGUGCUUUUGUACUCGGAUGUGGAUUCUCUGUUGUAUUUUCUAAUCAUGUUAUGUCUCCCUUAAUCGGCCAAAUGUUCAUGGCUGGAUGGAAGUUUCAAUUGUGUGCAGUUUUGUACUGUGAUUUCUCGAUCUGGGUGUGGACCACGGAUUGAGGAAAUAGUAGAAAGCGGGUGCAUGUGGCACUCGGGAAAAUUGGCAUAUAUGUCUGCGCGAGGCCUAGUAACAUGCU